AUGUCCGCAGCCAACGCGCUCAUCACGCGCUUCAAAUUCGACAAGCUCCUCAACCAAGACCAAGGCGGCCGCCGCAUCAUCCUGCAAGGCCGCAUAGGCGGACAACCCGCCCUGCUCAUCGCCGAGCGCGGCGCCUUUGGCACCGACGAGUACUACCUGUCCUCCUUUUCGCGCCUGCUGCUGCACGUCAACAACCUCGGGCAGAACGACAUUUACCGCUGGUAUUUGGCCAACAGUCUGCCGGACAAUACGCUUGAUCAGCCCACGCCGCCGGAUGUGAAGAUUAAUUUGAUUUAUCCGUGCACGGAGAAGCAUGUGAAGAAGUAUUCGUUUCAGCAGUUUCGGGGUGUGAGUGAGAGUGCCGAGGUGUAUGGCAAGUAUGUGCGGCCGUACAUGAGCAGGUGUCGGGAGGAGGGGAGGUUAGAUUGGGUGUUCAAUAUUAUUGAAGGGAGGGCGGAGCAGGAAGAUGUUCUCUAUCGAUCCAAGGAAAGCGAUAAGAAUGACGACUACCUCCUCCUGCCGGAUCUCAACUGGGACCGGAAGACUGUGGGCAGUUUACAUCUGCUGGCCCUCGUGACGAGGAGAGACAUCUGGAGUGUGCGCGAUCUGAAGAAGAAGCACGUGCCGUGGUUGCGGAAGUUACGGACGACGCUGGCCGAUUCGGUGGCGAAACUGUACGAGGGUGUGGAGGCCGACAUGCUGAAGUUUUACGUGCACUACCAACCCACGUACUACCACUUUCAUGUGCACAUUGUGCAUGUGAAUUUGGAUGCGGCGGCGACGCAGAGUGUCGGCAAGGCACUGGGGUUGGACCAUAUCAUCAGCCAACUGGAGACGAUGGGCGGCGGCGACGAAGCGGGUAUGGCUGAUGUCGAGUUGAGCUAUACGCUGGGCGAAGCGAGUGAGCUGUGGGAACAAAUCUUCCUCCCAUUGAAAGAAGGAAGGGAGCCGACAGUCAACGCAACAGGAGGUGGAAACUGA
This is a messenger RNA of Neohortaea acidophila, 981 nucleotides long. Its product is annotated as putative mRNA decapping hydrolase. The record is from RefSeq and is a predicted model, not a curated record. Gene Ontology annotation, biological process: deadenylation-dependent decapping of nuclear-transcribed mRNA. Bases 1 to 981 code for a protein of 326 amino acids. NCBI's taxonomy places the organism in Eukaryota, Fungi, Ascomycota, Dothideomycetes, Mycosphaerellales, Teratosphaeriaceae. Gene Ontology annotation, cellular component: P-body; nucleus. Gene Ontology annotation, molecular function: RNA 7-methylguanosine cap binding; hydrolase activity. The transcript has a single exon.